AUGGUAUCUCUACUGAAUGCCCAGAGGCUAGUCAGUCUGGCUCAAUUCGAUCCCAAACUGAAGAAUAUAUGGUAUUUGAUAGCAGCUGUUACUUUUAGUGUGUGCAACCAGCCGCAAGAGAUCCCCAAAUUAUACCAUUAUGCCCUGCUACUGAAUAGCGAGGGCGAGAAGAACGAUGUAGGUAGUCUGGCGGACAGGACAAUUGAUAUGCUGCGUAACGAGAAGCUAGCUCUGCGGACAUCGAUCGACGAAUUAUAUCCCCAACCGUCUGCGUUACAGAGGCAGCUUACAGAGAGGUUUAGAGAAGCCUUUAUGAAAUCUGGACCGCUUGGAGGGCUCCCCAAGGCCAUUAACGUGCUGACGCAGCUGAAAGAAGUGACCCCUACGAAAUUGCUACCGUCGACGCAAGAGAUCGACCCGUUUGCGGCGGCCAGCGGCGGUCAGUCGUGCUAUGAAAGUGUGGGAAGGGCACGAGAGAAUCCUGAAAAGACUACGAGAAGGGGUCUUGAGCAUUGGAAUCAGAUAUAUUCCAAAGUAUCGAAAAGAGUCGCUAAUAACUUGAACACAUGCUAUCCAGAUCUGUGGUAUUACACGCUGGCCCACGUAUACGGGCCGCUGUUGUCUUACGAUGAGAUACUGUCAGCGCAGGAGACGAACCUGAUAAUAAUCGCGUCGCUUGUGCCACAGGAUGUAAGCCCUCAGCUUCGCGGCCACCUAAAGGGAGCACUGAACCUUGGUUGCGAUAGGGAGACGGUAGAUGCAGCAAGAAAUUUGGCGAUUUUGGUUUCCGGAUGGUGUGGAAUUGCAUUGAAGUCAGAUGCGGUGAAAUUAUAG
This is a messenger RNA of Torulaspora globosa, 834 nucleotides long. RefSeq names its product Pxp2p (gene PXP2). Bases 1 to 834 code for a protein of 277 amino acids. Gene Ontology annotation, molecular function: peroxiredoxin activity. The transcript has a single exon. Lineage: Eukaryota; Fungi; Ascomycota; Saccharomycetes; Saccharomycetales; Saccharomycetaceae. The record is from RefSeq and is a predicted model, not a curated record.